Molecule: messenger RNA, 330 nt
Organism: Dictyostelium discoideum AX4
Lineage: Eukaryota; Evosea; Eumycetozoa; Dictyosteliales; Dictyosteliaceae
Product: DUF614 family protein
Exons: 3
Coding region: 1-330 (109 amino acids)
Source: RefSeq, a predicted model, not a curated record
AUGUCAAAUUGGGAACACGGUUUAUGCGAUUGCACUUCAGAUAUCAGAGUUUGCUGUAUCUCUUAUUUAUGGCCACAACUUCAAGUUAUGCAACAAAGAGCAACCGUAGAUGGUCGUCAAUGUGAGAUUACAGAUUGCCUCUUUACCGCUUUAUGUUUCCCAUGUGUUACUUGUUUAACUCGUUCACAAAUCAGAGAAAAACACGGUAUUGAAGGUUCAGGUGUUAUGGAUUGUUUAACCGUUUGUUAUUGUACCCUUUGUGUUAUUCACCAACAAACCAUGCAACUCCAAGCUAAAGGUGAAAAACCAUCUGGUCUUUUCAUGAACUAA